Suhomyces tanzawaensis NRRL Y-17324 is the source of this 264-nucleotide messenger RNA. RefSeq lists its product as uncharacterized. NCBI's taxonomy places the organism in Eukaryota, Fungi, Ascomycota, Pichiomycetes, Serinales, Debaryomycetaceae. The record is from RefSeq and is a predicted model, not a curated record. Gene Ontology annotation, biological process: protein N-linked glycosylation. The transcript has 2 exons. The coding region runs from base 1 to 264 and encodes 87 amino acids.
AUGAGCUACGGAGCAGACUACGACGAGAUCAACAAGAUCUUCACCUUUGGAUCCACUCCCGUGGAGGCCAGUGCUUUCACCAGAAACUCGGCUGUUGUCACUGCAAUUUUACUUUUAAUUGCCUUCACUUCUUUGACCAUGACCUUCAUGAGUGACAGAAAGACCAAGUCUCCAGUUGUGUACCUUUUGCAAGCCUUGGUGGCCUCGUUAUCUGUGGGUUUCAGCACCAUCUACGUGUCCAACUUUGUGGGGGUCUACAUUUGA